AUGACAUUGACCGUCUGGGAUUUCCUAGUCGAAGAACCUACAGCUUUCAGGCGGGAUUCUGUUACACCCAAUCCUCCCCAACCUCGCAUCGGCACUACUACUGAGUGGGCUAAGCGUGAGCUGGCUACGUACUAUUUAGAUGAUGAACCUUGGGACUGGAGAGCUGACAUGGAGGAGAAUGGCUUCCACCAAGCGAUGGUCCGGUCAAAGGUUCCACAGGGACUGCGUGCGGGAAGAGUUACUUUUUUCACACCUCGGACGGAAGCCGAUAUCGCGCAUCUGAUGUCACGUAUCAGCUCAGCUUGUGAUGCUCAAAUCAUCGUACCUAUAUGCGAUAUCGCACAGUCCUGGGCGAAAGAAAUGAAGCUUGACGCCUGCAUAUAUACGAAUCAUCUGCAGAUUGAUCUGGAAGCUCUCAGCGAGGCCGUUGAGACGAGCAAGCACAAGAUAGAUUCAUCGGCAGUCGCCAAAGCGGCCAAACCUACAACGCGUGUCGACACUCUCAAGUUCGAAGAUCCGGGGAUUGAAACUCGUGGUUCGACUAAAACCCAAGCGUGGAGAGAGAGGCUCCGAAAACGAGGCCGGGACGAGAUUCCACUCGGACCGAUACCAACUUCGGCAAAUGUCUAUCUGAAAUCUGGUGAAUUUUUCAAUGUGAAAGCGGAUACGACGCUCGAGCAGGCUAUCGAAGAGGGAAAAUCGAUCUUGAAGGGAUUGGUGGCUGUGGAGUUUAAGAAAGCUGGCCACAUCAUUCCCAAUGAGAUUCAGUCACUUGCAUCCACAAGGGUUUCCCUCGCGCAGAAAGCCAGUUCUAAAGAAGGUACAAUGUCAAUUCUACAGCAAGGCGUUCGGUACGCAUAUCAUUAUGGCGUUGACUGUGUCUAUAUCACGGAUUACAUCACUGUGCUUGUCCUGAAAAUUCCGGAGCGUCCCGUCGAAAAAGGGGCUAACAAGGGCAAAUAUGCGCUCGAGUGGGCUACGGUCGGGAGGAAAGACGCCAGAUUGCUUCUCGCUUAUUUGCUAUGGAAGAGCAUCCAUCAUCUGGCUCAAUUCCUGAAGGAUGCAGAUGACGAGAGGGUGAGCGACGCCACGGCCGAGAUAGCGAAAAAGCAGGCAGACCUCAAGCUACCCCAAACGGUGGCUAACCGCAAAAGAGGUUGA
Heterobasidion irregulare TC 32-1 is the source of this 1161-nucleotide messenger RNA. RefSeq lists its product as uncharacterized. NCBI's taxonomy places the organism in Eukaryota, Fungi, Basidiomycota, Agaricomycetes, Russulales, Bondarzewiaceae. The record is from RefSeq and is a predicted model, not a curated record. The transcript is spliced from 4 exons. Bases 1 to 1161 code for a protein of 386 amino acids.